Neltuma alba is the source of this 2653-nucleotide messenger RNA. RefSeq names its product pentatricopeptide repeat-containing protein At4g04790, mitochondrial. Gene Ontology annotation, molecular function: protein binding. The transcript is spliced from 16 exons. Lineage: Eukaryota; Viridiplantae; Streptophyta; Magnoliopsida; Fabales; Fabaceae. Bases 415 to 2445 code for a protein of 676 amino acids. The record is from RefSeq and is a predicted model, not a curated record.
CCUCAAGCCUCGUCCAUUUUGGAAGAUGAUUUUUCAGAACUUGACAGUGAACAUAAGCCUUCAAGCCCUGAAGACCUUGACCUUGUCCAACCUUCUGUUUCAGACAUUUUGCUGCAGAGAAUUCACCUAACCUCUACACUGAGAAGAUUAGUGAUAUACUAUGUGAUGUUCAGUUGGAGAGAUCAGGACAUGAUGUGGAAAAAUUGGAAAUUGCACUAGAUUUACCAUGGAUACUUGACCCUUUUGGUGGGAAUACAUCACAGCGACAGAAAGAGAAGUCUCGUGACAGAAAGCAAAAGUGGAUUUUUAAACUCACUGGAAAACCGUUUUGAAAAGGUAGUUAAAUUCUGUGCAGAUAAACUGGGUACAAAGGCUACUGCGGAUGUGUUGGGUAAAUUGGGAAGAGAGACAGGCAUGAAAGAAUACAAUGCAUUAAUACAAGUAUGCAUAAAUAAUGCCAGGAAAACCAAUGAUGAAGAAGUGGCAAUUGAAGAAAUGAGCAAGGCUUUUCGCUUUUUUAGGUUAAUGAGAGAACAAGGUUAUGAACUACGAGAGCAAACGUACAGCCCUUUUCUUGUGUAUUUAAUUGACAUGGGUAUGGUCGAAGAAUUUCAAUUAUUCUGUGAGGUACUCAAAGAUGAGAAUCCCAGUUCAGUUUCAAGAUUGGGUUACUACGAAAUGAUGCUAUGGCUUAGAGUUGAUAACAAGGAAAAGAUUCAGGAUCUUUGUAACUCUAUUGCAGUCAACGAUGGUACAGACUCUUCUGGUUUAGGAGAAAAUUAUCUAUUGGCAUUUUGUGAAAGUGAUUGGAAGGAGGGGCUUUUACAGCUGUUGGAAAUUGUAGACAUAACAAAGCUUUCAUCUACAGAAUCCGCAACAAGUAUUUUUAAAUCAUUGGGAAGGCUAUCCUUGGAAUCGUAUGCGGAAAAGUUCCUUUCAGCUUUCAAAACUUGUGAUGAUGAAGCAAAUAACGUUACAAAUUUCAUUGCCAGUUAUACUGUUAGCCUGCCAAAUUUAGCGGUUGAGGAUGUCAUCUUGAAAUUCAAGGAUUUGCACCAAAAACUGGAAGUUUCACCUUCAUCCUCAUCAUACGCGAAGCUCAUUGUGUAUGCCUGUGACUUACUUGAGGUGCAUUCAGCUCUUAAGAUUGUUUGUGAAAUGUGUGAAGCAGGCCUUACUUUAUCUACCGAGGUGUUAAACUCCAUAUUACGAAGUGUUGAAGAAACAUGUGAAUAUAAUUUGGUCCACUGGAUCUAUUCCUUGAUAUCUCACUACCAUUUGAAGCCAAAUUGUGAAACAUUCAGGUGUAUGAUAAACAUGUGCACCAGGAUGAAAGAUUUUGAAAGUGCUGCUAAGAUGCUUGAUGAUUUGGAGGAAAUGAAUUUGAAGCCUACGUCUAGCAUGUACAAUGCUAUUAUGGCUGGAUAUUUUAGAGAGAAAAAUGUUGAUGAUGCUUUGAGGGUCCUUGAGUGCAUGAAAAAUGCCGGUGUCAAGCCUGAUUCAGGUACUUUCAACCAUUUGAUUGGCAACUCUAAAACUGAGGAGGAUAUAACCAAGUAUUAUGAAGAAAUGUUGUCCAGCUGCCAACCUACAAAGCAGACUUUCGUUGCCCUCGUAACUGCAUACGCAGCCUGUGGACAGUUGGAGAAGGCAAAGCAGGUGGUCUUAGAUCCAGCCAUUCCUCCAAAGAGCUUAAAUGAAAUCAAAUGUGCUCUUCUCUCAACUCUUGCAUCACACGGCCAAUUGUCAGAUUCUAUUCAUAUUUACGAGGAAAUCAAGGAAUCUGGAAACACUCUGGAGCCAAAAGCUGUUAUAAGUCUUAUUGAGGGACACAUCAAAUCUGAUGGGGAGUUGGACAUAUUGUUUCUUCUACUUAAAGAAUUGACUGAUCCAGACUAUUGGGUAGAUGGUUGCUCUCGAAUUAUUAUGUUCUGUGUAGAGAACAAGCAUUUAAGUUCUGCUGUUGACUUGAUCAAGCAACUCAAUGAUAAAGUUCAGGAUAACGAACUACUCAUGGAAGUUCUUUUGGAUCAGGUGUUUUCCAAAAUUGCAUCAUCAGAAUCCACAGAUUUGAAGUUCGGCCUAGACCUAUAUUGGCUGAUCAGAAAAGUACUUGGCAUUGUGCCUUCACGGCAAUGUCUGGACUUCCUUCUAACCGCUUGUGCCAACGCCAAAGAUUUGCAGAACAUUCGUAAAAUUUGGAAAGAAUACCAGCUUGCCGGAUACCCUUUUAAUGUUUUAAGUUACGUGAGGAUGUAUCGAGCUCUUUUGGUUGCAGAAGAUUAUAAAUCUGCCAAUUUUAUACUCAAGAAAAUUCCAAAAGAUGAUCCUGAUGUUCGUCGUGUCGUCAAAGCAUGUCAAAAAACAUGCAAUGGUCGUAUUGCCUUGGAGAAACUUACUAACAAUAUGAAUAAGAAAGAAAAGGAGGAAGAUUUACUUGAUUGAGAAUCAGGGCAAUGCCAUCAAAAUUUUGUAGACCGGUUGAGAAAUGUGUUUCACCGAUGUAGCAGACGUUGUUCAAUUAGAUACAUGAAUUCGGGGGUAUGAUGCUUUUAGAGAUAUAGUUUGAUUCAGUUCAGAAAGUAUAUUGCACUUUUUUUAAGCUUCAAAUGACUAGAUUACACAAAUUAAUAAAUUGAUUAAAAUUAGUUAA